Molecule: messenger RNA, 255 nt
Organism: Puccinia triticina
Lineage: Eukaryota; Fungi; Basidiomycota; Pucciniomycetes; Pucciniales; Pucciniaceae
Exons: 2
Coding region: 1-255 (84 amino acids)
Source: RefSeq, a predicted model, not a curated record
AUGCCGGUGGUCUCCCCGGUGGGCGUGAUGGGCUGUCACUUGCAAGUUGCCAGCCAUGGGGCGAUCGUCGACGUGAUCUUACUCAGCCCGGUGCUGACAUUCAUGAUGUCAUCGAUCAAGGGUGGCGCAUUCAGCCGGGACUCGGGCCUGACUCGGGCUGACUCGGGUGCUUGCUUUCACGAUGCUCGCACUCGUUUGCCAUCUGCAACGCCCACUCACUCUCACAAGUCUCCGGACAAGGCGGCCAACGGUUGA